GGUGGUUGACCGGGUGAUGGAGAAGGCAAUUCAACGGAUGGUAGAAGUUGGCAAGACCAAGAUGGGGGAGCGGGAGAAGAUGGUGAAGGUGGUGGAGAAGGUGGUGGAAAAUGUGGUGGAGAAGGUGGAGAAGAUCAUGGAGGAUCUGGCGAAGAUGGAGGAUGUGCCGGAGAAGAAGAUCGAAAGGAUGGUGGACCUGGUGGUGGAGGAAGGGCAGAAGCUGUUUGAGAAGAUGAUGGAGAAGAUGGGGCGGAUGGUGGAGGAAGAAGCUCGAGAUGCGGCAGUGCCGCCGGAGAGCUGCGAGCGUCAGCUGAAGGAGUCCAAGAAGGAGGUGGAUAAGAUGAAGCGGCAGAAGAAAGAGGAGGCCACGGCCAGGGAAGAGCUAGCGAAGAAGAAGGCGGCGGGGAAAGUGAAGUCCAAGGAUGCGGAGCCGUCGAAAAAGAAGAAGAAGAAGGCGCGGGAAGAGGAGUCGGAGAGUGAGGAGAGCUCGAGGGUGAAAUCGGAGAGUUCGGAGACCGAGGAGUCUGCAGCCGCCGCGCCGGUCAAGUCUAAAAAGUCGGCCGGGGCCAAGUCCAAGAAGGCGGCGAAGGAGGCAAAGGAGGAGGAGCCGCCGGUGAAGAAGAAGGUGAGCAAGGAGAAGGUGAUGGUGCCCCCGGUGAUGGAGGACGAGUUCCAGCGGUUGUACGACCAGUUGGUGGAGCGGGCGGGCGGCCAGUUGGACCUGGCUGGCUACCAGCGGCUGCUGGAAGAGGAGGGGUUCCCGACGGGCGAGGCCAGAGCCACCGAGGCCUUCCGGCGGUUGGAUGCUGACAGCGACGGGACGGUGGGGUUCCAGGACUUCCUGGUCGCUGCCACCGAUGCCCGCCUCUACAGCCAGUUCUUCUCGGAGCUGCCCAACACACGGGAGGACGCAGGCUUGCAGAAGGGCCUGGUGGACAACACGGUCUACUUUGAGAUCCUCUCCCGGCUGCUGGGCUCGCGCAUCAUCUCGGAGGACUCCACUGGCCGCAUCAUUGAGUACUUCUACAAGAAGAAGAAAGGCGCUAAGCUGAAGACCAGGAAGGAGAGCAAAGGUGCCUGCACCAGCAUCGUGGAGGGAACCUUCCUCGGAGUCUCCGUCUACAGCUUGCUGCAGUACCUGGACAUCCUGGGGCCGGAUGAGCAGUACAGGGAGGUUCCCCUGAAGCCCGAGCAGGUCACCGCCUUCAGGGAGGUCUUCCAGAUCUUCCCCACUGACGGGGAGGAGCGGAUAGACUUGCCCUGUCUCAGCAGUAUGAUGAGCCAGCUUCAAAUCCCACUGCGCAAUCCCCUGAUUGCGGACGAGGUGAAGUUCGCUGGGGUCAACGGCGGCCGCCCUGUCGACUUCCGGGACUUCCUCACCAUCAUGGCGGACACGGCCGUCUUCGGCCGCUUCCUGGACCCUCCCUACCCGGAGGCUGCUCACUCUCUGUCUCCCGAGGUCUUCCCUUUCGCCGUCCUGCUGAAGUCGGUGGAGUCGGGUCAGGUCGAGAACGAGACCAUGUCCGCCCUGGCAUUUUACUACCAACCCAAGCUGGAGAUAGUGCAACCGAAGCCCAAGAAGCAAGGCAGGCCCAAGUCCGCUCCCAAAGGUGCCGGCGCCGCUACGAGCCGCCCGCCCCCAGUCCUGGCUCCGGCCCCAGCUCCUGUCCUUGCCCCCGCUCCAGCUCCCACUCCCGCCCUCGCUCAAGCUCCGGCCCCAGCUCCAGCUCUAGCUCCAGCACCAGCACCGGCCCCAGCCCCAGCCCCAGCCCCAGCCCUAGCUCCGGCACCUGUUCCCAAACGCACCCCACCGCCACCCAGGCCCCAGAGGGUGGCCCGCACCAAGUCACCCAAGCCCAAGAGAUCGGUGUCGCCCAGCAAGGCGGCAAGGCCGGCCACCACGGGUAGCCAAGCUCUGCGGCAGAAGGCCAAGGAAAAGACCGACGAGUACACCCGCAAUGUCCUGGCCAACCGGCAGUACUACGAGAAGAAGUUCAGGCCCGUGAUGAGGAACCCCGCCUUCCACAACGCCUUCCGGGAAUACACGUGGACAUGGAGGGCCCCGUCGCUAGACCGGAGCUGCUCGGCACCCGCCAAGAAGAAAAGGGAAGAAAAAGGGAAAAAGGAGAAGUAGGCGUAACUAUUAGUGGCGAGCACACUCCUGGGGGGGAAAAGAGAAAAUGUCUGAGCCUCCUCCGAGCCUAGCCCCGAAAGGGAGGGGUGAGCGCCUCAAUUCGGUAAUGUAAAGGAUGGCUUCGCGGCCUUAAUGUGAAAUAAUAAAAGCAACCUCUC
Molecule: messenger RNA, 2292 nt
Organism: Leucoraja erinaceus (little skate)
Lineage: Eukaryota; Metazoa; Chordata; Chondrichthyes; Rajiformes; Rajidae
Exons: 1
Coding region: 17-2134 (705 amino acids)
Molecular function (GO): calcium ion binding
Source: RefSeq, a predicted model, not a curated record